Messenger RNA from Pocillopora damicornis (cauliflower coral), 1693 nucleotides. RefSeq names its product GATA zinc finger domain-containing protein 1. Gene Ontology annotation, molecular function: sequence-specific DNA binding; zinc ion binding. Gene Ontology annotation, biological process: regulation of DNA-templated transcription; chromatin organization. The record is from RefSeq and is a predicted model, not a curated record. NCBI's taxonomy places the organism in Eukaryota, Metazoa, Cnidaria, Anthozoa, Scleractinia, Pocilloporidae.
CGCAUGUGCAAACAAAAUGGCCGAUGAUACUAACUGUAAUCUGUGUCCACGUAAAUUUAGUGUGAUUUAGCUGCAUAUCUUAGAUCGGUUUAAGAUCUUCCAAAAACGAGCAUUUGAAUAAUGUCACUUGAUCAUAAUCCCCAAUGUUCUGCCUGCAAAAUAGCGAAUUCUUUGAUGUGGAGGAGAGGGUCUAAUGGCGAAAUCCUUUGUAACAGCUGCCAUUUGAAGCGAGUUAAUUCUAGCGUUCGUGCUCAGCGACAAAGCUCUAAGGAGAGCAAAAAGCUCAUUGCAAGGAUUAAGGCAGGAACACGAAAAGGUUGGAAUGGAAAGUCAGGGGAAAGAUCAAGAGGUCGCCGUUCCUUGCAAAAGAUGAAACGAAAGCCUUAUAAGUCACCAGAGGGUUUUGCUACUGUAGUUGCAGCUGACAGGAUUUACUUCAAAGGUAUUCUUUACCAGGCUGGUGACAUAGUAUCCAUCGAAGACAUAGAGGGUGAUCUGUAUUAUGCCCAGCUUAAAGGCUUUCUUCAAGAUCAGUAUGCACAGAAAACUGCAGUUAUUACAUGGCUUCUACCUAUGGUUCCUAAACCAUCACACUUUGAUCCUGCUCUCUUUUUACCAGGACCUGAAGAAGACACUCCUAGACCGAUGGAAUGUAUGGAGUUUGUUUGUAGAGCCCCAACAGAACUGUUUAAAGCCAGAAGAGAACAUCCUCCAUUUGUAACUCCACGACAACCCGACCUUAAUGAUUUAGCAACAGUUGCAGAACAACUUCUCUCAAAUGAAAAUCACCAACAGUUAUAAGUUGACAUUACUCUAGUUGGUGUAGUACCCGUAUGCCUUGUUUGGGUAUUGCACAGCAAAUUUUAUCUUUGUUGGAGCUCUUUCGAACAUUUUCUCUCCAUUUAGCAAGAGACAUACAGUUCACAACCAAAUGACUUUGAAAACUUAGUCAUUGAAAAGGAUGUUCAUGAUUUAAAACUGCCUACACGUACAUAUGGGAAUUGUGUGUAGUAUACUUAACUCUGUAUUUGACCAAAACUUUCUCUCAUUUCCUUACUCAGACCUUUAUUAAUUACUUUUAACCCUUAACACCUAACAUCAGUAUGCAUAUUCUCCAUACUAUUCACUACACAUUUCCUAAGGUGCAAACAAGAGCUGCUUUAGUUUAAUCUUGUGACCUUAAUUAAUGUUUGAUUCAAGGGUGAUAUUGUAAGAGGGGAAUUAGAUGCAAAUCACUCUUACAGGUCAAAGGAUUAAUGAUAUCAUAAUUAAUUUGAGAAUAUUCACAUUACAUUGCUGUUUCUUCAGUUCUGCCUGAUCGAAUAGAGAUAAAUUACCAGCUGAAUAGGAGUUGAUAAUCCAGGACAUAAUAGACUAUUCAACAUAGCAGAAUACAUACUAUGUGGAUGAAAACUGCAGAGAUUCAAUACAUAAUGGACUUUCUUAAAACAGUGAACAUGGUUUGACAAUAUUACAAAAGAUCCUAGGUUGACAGAGGAAGUAAAAGUUAGUGUCUGAUUGCCAACUAAAGCUUGCUGGUAGUGCAGCCAAUUCCUGGCUACUGGCUGGCAUUUCUGGUCAAUCAUUUACCACAUAUAGUAACCAAAGCUUGCUCUUGAACAGCUACAUUGCUGUUAAGUUAAGUUAAUCCAUUCCAUCACUUGAUUGAAAGUACUGGUCCUUUUUUUCCAUG